AUGUCUUCUUUUGCUGCUGCGCCGUAUCGGCACGUCAUGAUGCCAUUCAGCCCAGCCCAGGAUGCCCAGGCUCACGGCAACUCGGCACUUACUAAGCUGACGGAUGCUAUUCCGGACCUCAAGGUCUACACACGCUCAUCGCCUCACUACGAGUCCCUUCGCGGGGUCUACAAUAAGCUCAUCACGGCUCAACCCCUUGCCAUCUGUCGGCCCACUUCGGUCGCUCAAGUCCAGGCCAUUGUUAAGACUGUCUCGGGGUUGGAUAUCCCACUCGGAGUCCGCGGAGGCGGCCAUGAUGUUUUUGGUCGCGGUUGCAUUGCCGACUCUGUCACCAUCGACAUGAGAGAGCUGGACACCCAGGAGCUCUCCCAAGAUAAGAAGACAGUCAAAGUCGGCGGUGGUAUCACGAGCAAAAACCUCGUUGGCUUCUUGGGGUCGCACAAUCUUUGCACCUCGAAUGGCUUCGCGGGUGAAGCUGGAUGGACGUCGUGGGCGUCGUGGGGAGGGUACGGCCCGCUGGGGGACUAUGUUGGUCUAGGCGUAGAUAACAUUGUUGGGGCCAAGAUCGUCACGGCUAGCGGCGAUGUUGUCGACGCCAAGGGGGACUCUGAGCUGCUGUGGGCGCUACGUGGUGGAGGUGGUAACUUCGGAGUGAUUGCCGAGACUGACGUGCGGGUUUAUCCCAUGUCCACUAUCCAGGCUGGCUUUAUCGUGUACCCUUGGCCAGAAACUGCCGACGUGUUGCUUCGUUUGCAGGCCCUUCUAGACUCUGGGGUCCCCGACAAACUUUGUUUACAGGCAGGGUUUACCAAGGGCGAAUGGGGUCUUGGGAUGGCCAUAACCUACAUCUGGCCUGAAGCCGAGACGAUUGGACCUGAGAGCGAGGAGUGGCUACAGAAGCUGAAAGGUCUCGGCACGUGCAUCGUCGAUACGGUUGGAGAGACGACCUUUGAGGCUUUUCAGGGCAGCAUUUCCAGCGCUAUCAGCAACCCUGUCAACGUGACAUCUCGGCAUAUCAGUAUCUCCAAGUUCACCAACGACACCCUCCAGCAGCUGAUCGGCGCUUGCGAGUCGAUGCCUGCUGAGGCUGAUUGCUCCAUCACAUGCACGAUCCUCCACGGAAAGGCGGCGCAGGCAAAUGCCUUAUCUGCCUUCGGCACCCGACGGCCGCACAUCAUGUUUCAUAUCAACGCCGUCACCGAGGAAGCGGCGCAUGAACAUGUCGCUAUCGCAUGGGCCGACCGCUUGGUUGAUGGUGUGGAAGCGACGGGCGAUAGUAUUGGGUCCACAUAUGUCAGUUUCAUGGAGUCGGACAAGGACCCCAAGGGUUGUUACGGGGAGAAUUGGGAGCGGCUCAAGGCUGUCAAGAAGGAGGUUGACCCAGACGAUGUUUUUAGAUUCGUGCAUGGUCGCAUCCCGGCUGCUUGA
This is a messenger RNA of Fusarium pseudograminearum CS3096, 1428 nucleotides long. RefSeq names its product aurO (gene aurO). The transcript is spliced from 2 exons. Bases 1 to 1428 code for a protein of 475 amino acids. Gene Ontology annotation, molecular function: FAD binding; oxidoreductase activity. Lineage: Eukaryota; Fungi; Ascomycota; Sordariomycetes; Hypocreales; Nectriaceae. The record is from RefSeq and is a predicted model, not a curated record.